AUGCCGCAGGGCUUGGCCAAUUCCUAUUCACUGUUUGUCCCAUUGACAACCCAGGAGCUCAGAGAUCUGGCAUCCAAACACCUGAACCUGGUCCUUGUGAAGCUGGAUGUUGCAAAUCCCUCAGCUAUUGCUGAUGCGGCAAAGAUCGUGGAGGAGAAGCUGAACGGCAUGGGCUUGAACCUGCUAAUAAACAAUGCUGGCAUCUACACCCCGACAGCGUCGCUGGAGACAGUAGAUGCUGAAGACAUGAUAAGGACGUACAAGACCAAUGCGGUGGGGCCUAUGCUGAUGGCCCAGGUGUUCCUGCCCAUGUUGAAGAAGGCUGCUCAGGAGAGCACGGAAAAGGGACUGAGUUGCAGCAGGGCAGCCAUUAUCAACAUCUCCACCAUCCUGGGGUCCAUCGAGAAAACUCCCGAGUCCUUCUUCAAGCCUGUCAUUUCCUACCGCUGCAGCAAGGCUGCCCUCAACAUGCUCACCAAGUGCCAGGCUCUGACCUACGGGGACGCUGGGAUCCUCUGCGUGGCACUUCACCCUGGCUGGGUGAAGACUGACAUGGGCAGCCAGGAGGCUGACCUGACGGUGGACACGAGUGUGCGGGGGCUGCUGUCUGUGCUGUCGACCCUCUCUGAGCAACACAGCGGGAGCCUGCUCAACUGGGAAGGUAAAGCUAUUCCUUGGUGA
Messenger RNA from Opisthocomus hoazin, 681 nucleotides. NCBI's taxonomy places the organism in Eukaryota, Metazoa, Chordata, Aves, Opisthocomiformes, Opisthocomidae. The record is from RefSeq and is a predicted model, not a curated record.